Mytilus trossulus (common blue mussel) is the source of this 1119-nucleotide messenger RNA. RefSeq names its product cilia- and flagella-associated protein 95-like. The record is from RefSeq and is a predicted model, not a curated record. Gene Ontology annotation, cellular component: plasma membrane. NCBI's taxonomy places the organism in Eukaryota, Metazoa, Mollusca, Bivalvia, Mytilida, Mytilidae. The coding region runs from base 74 to 721 and encodes 215 amino acids. The transcript is spliced from 5 exons.
UACUACAUUGUGGUGCGUAUGUACAAUAUUGACAUUAGGAAGUACUUAAACCAUUUCCGCUGUCAACGUAAACAUGGCUGGUGUACCUGAUUAUUAUGAGAGGAAAGGGUCGCUAAAUUUGCGGUCAGAUCAUAUGAAUUAUGGAAGAGCAACUUUAAAUUCAAACUGGCAUCAAUCAAGAGAAGCAGAACCAAAAGAUUAUGAUAUAAAUAGAAGUGACACCAGAAAUUUAUGUAAUGCUUCAUAUAACAGAAUAGGAGAUGUAACCGAUGGGUCACUGCCAAAAACUACUUAUCAAGACCACACUGAACAGAUAUACCUCAGAGAUGAUUUUGAAGAACAGGAAACAAAAAAAGCCAUGGUUACCAUGAAAACAAUUGCUAAUACAGAUUUGGACAGAGAAACAGAAACACCACAGAGAGGAUUUGGAUCAGUAUUACCCAGACAUAAUCCAGAUUAUAAUAAAUUCCACUUAGAAUCAACACACAAAGCAGAUUUCACCCCUCCUGACCCAAAUUAUAUACCAGUACCUGAAAAAUUGCCUGACUUCCCUGACCAGUCAGCAGCUUACAGAAAGUGUCUCUCACAAUUUACUGAUACCUGUGAUUACCGUAGACCUGGUCGCAACACAUGGCAAGACGAAAGUGGAACCUAUGCUAACACUCAUUAUAAAAGACAAAUUAUACAAUCAAGAAAUCCAAUACCUGAACAGAAAGCUUGAACUACAAAAUACAAUGCUUAUAUUUUCCUUUGUAUGCACUAAAAAUGUGUCAAACCAUCAAGAGAAGCAAAAAUUUUUCUAAAUUUUUAUUAAACUGGUAAUUAUGAGUAAAAAGACCUUACACAGGAAUGAUAAGAACUUGGAUGUUGUUUUGUUUAUGUUUAUUUGUUUUUUAUAUUUGACCAGGAAGUAAGAUUGUUGUUGAUAUACUUUAUAUUUAUCACUUCAUUGUGGUGACUCUUUUAUAGAUUUUAUUAUUGAUCACUGUGAUAUUCCUUUUUCAUUUGUCAAAUUUUUACAAAAUAUACACAUUUAGUAAAUUUUGUAUUUAUAUGUAAAAAAAAAAUUUUAUAGAAGAGAAUUUAAUAUAAGACUUACAUUAAACGAUAAUAUUUAUA